Arvicanthis niloticus (Nile rat) is the source of this 1659-nucleotide messenger RNA. Its product is annotated as melanoma-associated antigen B4-like. Gene Ontology annotation, biological process: negative regulation of transcription by RNA polymerase II. The record is from RefSeq and is a predicted model, not a curated record. Gene Ontology annotation, cellular component: nucleus. NCBI's taxonomy places the organism in Eukaryota, Metazoa, Chordata, Mammalia, Rodentia, Muridae.
GGGCAGGGGGCCGGAAGUGGACGAUCUUAACUUCCUCUUUGAGGACAGAACAGCCUGUACUGUACGACUGGACUUUGAGUCGAGGAGCAUGGCCUUUACUCUGAUUUCUCAGGAAGCAGACUGAACAGGAGAACAGGAAAAGGGUUUGAAUCCAGAAAGAUCCUUUCUCGCACUCCUGUCCACCCAGAGCACCAUGCCUAGAGGCAACAAGAGCAAGAGCCGCUCCCGGGCCAAAAGGCAGCAGAUGCGGGGAGAGAGGCCUAAUCUCCAGGGUGCUCAGCCCACUGCGGAGGAGGAGGAGGAAGCAGCAUCUCCCGCUCUUGUCCAGGGAGAUGUUCCCAGCUCCCCUGAUAUAGGCACUCCUCAGGGGUCUGAAAAGGCUGCAUCCCAUAGUUCUUCUGCUUUAAAUGUGCCCCAUCCGGUCCAUGAUGUUGGUGCUGCGGGUUCCUUUACAGGUAUGGAUGAGAGACGUGCAAAUGUCUCCAUUAUAGCAGAUGCCAUCCAAACUGCACGCAACGACCCUCUGACCAGGAAGGCCAGCAAGGUACUCCACUAUCUGCUGGAGAAGUACCAGAAGGAUGAGCAACCCGUGGAGGCAGAGAUGCUGAAGCUGAUCAGCACGAAGUACAAGGCUGACUUCCCCCGCAUCCUGGAGAAAGCCACCUAUCAGCUGGAACUGGUCUAUGGUCUGGAGUUGAAGGUUGACAACCCUGCCACUCAGUCCUAUGUCCUAGUUAACAAGUUACCCAUCCUCCCUGGGGCAAAUGUGGGUGGCAGGAGAGAAUUGCCUAAGACGGGUCUCAUCCUGACCCUCCUGGGUAUGAUCUUAAUGAAGGGCAACCGUGCCACUGAGGAAGAGGUCUGGCAGUUUCUCCACAUGCAGGGGAUAUAUCCUGGGAGGAGGCACUUAAUCUUUGGGAAUCCCCGGAAUUUCAUCACCAAAGAGCUAGUUGAGCAGAAUUAUGUGGAGUACCGCCAAGUUCCUGGCAGUGAUCCCCCAACCUAUGAGUUUCUAUGGGGUUCCAGAGCCCAUGAAGAAUCCAUUUCCAGGAAAGUCCUGGAAGUUUUGGAUAAGAUCAGAGAUGCCAUUCCUGGUUACUAUCCUCAACAGUAUGAGGAGGCUCUCAGUAACCAGGCUGAGAGAGCAGCAAGGAGAGACAAGGCUGUUAGUGUCCGUGCUGACAGGGUUCUCUCCCAUGCCCAACCUAGAAGGUCCUCCCACAUUUAGCUAGCCCUUGGUGAUAGCUGUCACUGUGCUGAAGAACAACCAGUCUUCUGAGUAGUGGGGCGUUUAUGAGUAGGUGGGAAUACACUAAGACAAUAAAUACCUUUUGUGAUGCAUGGGGAAAGUAUACAUACCUUUCUUUGUUACAUUAAUAUUCCUAUAACUGAAAAUUAAUUUGCUUCAUAUGUGCUUCUUAACGUCUGCUAAGUUUGUUGCUGUUUGCCAAGAGUAAGAUAUUUGGAGUUUUAAAGUUAUUGGAAAACAUUCAUACAUUUCUUCUUAACAAGCAUAAAACAAGACAUGAGAAAAGGUUUCACAGAAUGUGAUGUGCUACAGUUGGUAACAAAUGUAAAGUGGUCAGUUCCUCUGUGUCACUCUUGGUUUUGUCUUUAGUUCAUAAUUUUAAUAGAAAUAAACUUGGUUUCAUUAAACUU